UCUUAUAAUCAGUAUAUAUCAGAAAGUCCGUUGAAGCAGUAUAGAAUACUUACGAAGCCCUCAAAUAUGGAUAAUUUGAAGCACAUAGGCAGGCACUUAAUCAUGAGAAUAUGUCCAUUCUUUGUGUUAGCCUCUUACUUCUUGGAGGUCAUAUACACCCUGGUUAAUAUGGAGCACGUUGGCAAGACCAGAGCCGUUGUCCUGGAUUCUCAUAUUGCCUUUAGUUAUAUAUACACCAGCUUUGAUAUCCUUCUUAAUAUCGUAGCUAUCGCUCUCAUUGUCUACACCAGAGCACAGGAAAGUGGAGUAUCUAUCCUGCUCGUCGGUAGGGUGAUCCAUCGCAUCUUGUUCACCCUCUGGACUAUGUUUUUCUACUUCCUGCUCGACGAUUCUUUCGAUGUGGGCUGCCUCUUAUUACUUCUGGCUGUAAAAGUUAAGGAAAAGAAGAGACAGGAUUUGAUUAAAAUCGACAGUUUGCCAUAUCAACUAUUGUUGUUGCUCGGAAGACUUUGCAUUUGCUCCAUGUUUGUAAUUUGGCAAGAUGAGACAUCGACGAGUAUAAUUUUUGUCAUAAUUAUCUGGUCACUUUUGUUUCCCUUAUUUUUUGGCUUAAGCACGGAGCUGUUUUCAAUUCUCACAAUCUGUGCCAUACUCUAUCAUGACAUUUAUAGCAACCAAUCUAGCUUCAUUUCUGGCUGGGACGAUUGGUUUCUUUCGAUGGAAUAUUUCUUGGCUGUGUUAUCAAAAGUUGGCGCAUUUUUGAUGCUCUCGGUGCUGGGUGGUGGCAAGUGGUCCAUCGAUGGAUUCAGAAACAGAAAAGCGGAAAAACAAUGCCAGAAGUCAGGCUAUCGACUCAUUAAAACUCAAACGGCUGCCUAGAACAUCUUCUUCCCUCAGAUUGUGUAAACUGUUUUUGCCAUGGAAACAUUUGUGGGAUUUACAUAAACUUUAAUGGAAAAUAUAUAUAGUAGUCGCCUUUGGUGCAGCUAA
Molecule: messenger RNA, 990 nt
Organism: Drosophila bipectinata
Lineage: Eukaryota; Metazoa; Arthropoda; Insecta; Diptera; Drosophilidae
Cellular component (GO): membrane
Source: RefSeq, a predicted model, not a curated record